UUGGCUUACCAAAUUGAAAAAUACUUUCUCCAUGGUACUAACCUUAAUUUUUGUUUACAAUAAUUUAAAAACGUGUUUAAGUUAAAAAUAUCCUUUUCAAACGUAACAGGGGAAUCCAUGGAAACAUCAAGUUACCGCAAUGACUACGUUUAAAUUUUCAUGGGAUAAACAAGAUAAACCAGCGACCCACAAAGUGUUUGCAAGAAAAAGAAAAACGCAAGAUGGACAGAGGAGUUUAAAAAAUAAGCAAAAUUUUAAGGCUUCUGAUAAAGUGUUGUCAAAUGUUCCACAAUCUCUCAAUCGGCCAAUAAGUUCAAACAUGGAAAAAAGGAAAUCAGUGAAAAUUGGUACAAAAAGAACUGAGAUUGUUUUUGAUAGACCAAAUUAUGAGCAAAAGCUUAUUAAAAGAAAAGGAAAAAAAGAUAAAAUCCUUAAAAGCACUGAGGAAGGUAAUGAGUUGGAAGAGACAACCAACCAAAACAAACUUCACUCACUAUUUUCGGAAAAGCACAAAAGCAUUCAUGUCAAUACAAAUGUAACAGGAAGAGCACUAAUUGAAAAUGUAUUCAGUGUUGGAAUGACAUUUAGUAAGUUGGACAUUCAUAGACAUCUAGCUUCAAACUUAGAGAAACACAGUUUUAAGAUUUUAACGAGCAUUCAAGAGAAAGCGAUACCAGUGGUACUAAGAGGCAAAAAUGCAUUGAUCAAAUCACAAACAGGUUCAGGAAAGACCCUCGUCUAUGCUAUACCAGUGUUGGAUUACCUGAUAAAACUUACCCCCAAAAUAAAACGUAGUGAUGGAUUACAAUCUAUUAUUGUUGUUCCAAGUAGGGAACUUGCUCUCCAAAUACAUGAAGUAUUUAAUAAAUUAAAUACAUUCCAGUGGAUAGUCGUAGGCCACCUUUGUGGUGGUGAAAAUCGUAAAACUGAAAAAGACAGAUUACGCAAAGGUGUUCAUAUUUUGAUUGGUACCCCAGGUAGAUUACUGGAUCAUGUACUUCAUACUGCGGCCUUUGAUGCAAAAAAUGUGCAAUGCUUAGUUCUGGAUGAAGCUGACAGAUUACUAGAUAUGGGAUUUAAACAAGAUAUAUCAAGAUUGGUAGAAGAAAUCAAAAAUCACAAAAUAAGCAAGUCAUAUAAUCCACUGGCUCUUUUAAAAGGACAAAAUCGUAAUAUUGAAACACCAGUGACUGAAACUGAUACCACGACUAAUAAUAUUCAGACGAUCUUGUUGUCUGCUACUUUAUCAAAAGGGAUACUGGAGUUGACCAAUUUUCUUAUGAAAGAGCACGAAUAUAUUGAAACACUGGAACAAUCAGCGGUGGGUCGCGAAAAUUUAGUAAUACCAGAAACAGUUAGGCAAGAAUUUUUAAUUACUUUUGUGAAGCAUCGUUUAGUAAUGUUAGGAGCUCUAAUCGUAUCCAAAACUAAGAAUGUGGGGAAAACUUUUGUGUUUAUGGCAACAACUCAAAUGGUCGACUUUCAUUAUGAGCUAUUUACAAAAUGCUUAAUCAAUAUGCCAAAACGUGGAGGAAAGCUCAAGUUUGGAGAAGUAGUGCUAUUAGAUGAUUUUGAAUGGGAAGAGGACGACGAAAAUGAAGGUUUGGAGCUUCAAUUAUUUAAACUUCACGGUAAUAUGGAUCAGAAUCAGAGAAAAGAAGUGUUUAACGGAUUUAGGAAAGCAGAGAAAGGCGUUUUAAUCUGUACGGACGUAGCAGCUCGUGGACUUGAUGUGCCAGAAGCAGAUUGUAUAAUACAAUACACAGCCCCCGUUUCUAACGACGAUUAUAUCCAUAGAGUGGGUAGAACCGGAAGGGUGGGCAAAUCAGGAUCGGCUUUAAUCUUUUUAACUCACGAAGAACAAGAAUAUAUUAAUCGUCUUCGUGAGCACAGAGUAUUUUUGCAGGAGGCAAAAAAAGAUUUUCUUAAAGAUCUCAGUGGCUUAAUGAUGGAACCCGAAGAGGACAAGGCAAUUUUAGCUUUGCAAAAGCGAUUCGAAUUGGCAUUGUCGUCCGAUAAACAGCUGCAUCGAAAAGGAUGUCUUGCCUACUCAUCUUGGUCUAGAUUCUACAGUACAUAUCCAGCAAACAUGAAGACUGUGUUCAACUUCAAGAAUUUGAAUUUGGGGCAUUAUUGCACUAGUUUCGCGUUGCAGGAGACGCCGACGAUGAUCGCCAAACGUGUAAAGAAAGCAAUUACUGCCGUAGAGCCCAAGAGGCUUAAUAAAAAAUUGGCUAACCAUGGCGACAGUGAAGAGAGUAGUAAAGCAUCAAAGAAGCGACCAGUAAAAUCCCUAAGUCUAACGACAUCCGAGUUCUCCAGCGGUCUGGAACCAGUUAAAAAGAAGCGAAAAAAAUCUUAAUUCGUUAACAAAUCGUUACAGUUAUGUGUGUUUAAAUCCCAUGUACCAUUUAUUUUAAUACAAAGAUUAAUGAUAUUA
Molecule: messenger RNA, 2440 nt
Organism: Cylas formicarius (sweet potato weevil)
Lineage: Eukaryota; Metazoa; Arthropoda; Insecta; Coleoptera; Brentidae
Product: probable ATP-dependent RNA helicase CG8611
Exons: 8
Coding region: 140-2362 (740 amino acids)
Biological process (GO): ribosome biogenesis
Cellular component (GO): nucleus
Molecular function (GO): nucleic acid binding; ATP binding
Source: RefSeq, a predicted model, not a curated record